CUGAAAUCUAAAAAUCUGCCGCCAUGAUGGCCUCUUGCUAGGUCGGUAAUGGCUUCGCCAUGUGUCGGGGAUACUUCGCAAAGUGCGUCUUCGGUGUGGCAGUGCUGCUGACGCUCUUGUGGUCCAGUGUGCUGCUGUCAUGCCAAGUAGCUAGCCCAAUUGCUGCGCCUGCGCCGGGCGCAAAUGAGGCACCUCGCCCAACGAACCAGACGCAGCAUUCGGAGAUGGCAACGGCACCGGAUGUUGGCACGCAGGCACCGACUACGAUGACUAUGACUGCGCAUAUCGCACCCUGUUUGGCCGGCGGUUCAGAAGGCGGCGACUGCAGUCACUCUGCACAAUGCGCAUCAUCGCACUUCUGCCAUCCCGAGAAAAAGUCUUGUGCGCCGUUUUGCCGAAGCAAGAGCUACGAAAAAAGUGAGAUGGUCAUGGACAACUGCAGCCACUGUAUGGAGCAAUGCGGCAAAGUCUCGAGUUGUCAAGGCUUCAUCGAAGAGCGAGCGCAUUUGCGCGCAGGAAGAUGUGCCAAAUCCAUUCUGGUGGGGCAUUGUCCCAUGUGCAAGGAUCACUGCGAAGCCUUGCUGAAUGAGAUGCCCAUCCGAUUUCCCAAAGACCAGCCGAGCGACCAGGACUUUUGGAUCACGAGUUAUCCAAAGACCGGGUCCACUUGGGUGCGCCAUUUGAUCACCAACAUGUACUUGGCCUUGCACGGUGAAACGCGACCGGCCAACUUCAAGACCGUGGACGAUCUGAUUCCCUUCAUCGAAGAUGGCAAGGGAUGGACCUCUGAGAGCAUGUUCCGUGAACGCACAGGGCUGCGGAUGUGGAAAAGCCAUUCGCCUUUUCAUUGCGAUACCUUUCCCUGCAAGGGCGAAACAGUACACCGACAAGGACCUUCACAGUGCAUGUGCCCCAACUGCGCGGCGAAGUUCCGACGUGUCGUCUACAUCUAUCGUGAUGGGUACAACACCCUGGCAUCCUACUUCCGCUUUCGACUCGGUUUAGGACAUGUCAAAGACAGCCAGAGUUUUGCAAAGUUCAUGAAUGACCGCAGGAUGUAUCCAGGUGUGUCCUGGGCAGAUCACAUCCGAUCCUGGCAGCAUGCUGAAAUCGUGCAGCAGGACUUGAAGAUCCACUGGUUGCGCUACGAAGCGAUGGAGGAGUCCCCCGAGACAGAGCUAAAACGCCUGGCUUUUUUUUUGGGCCUCAAUGCCACCGAGGAGAGCAUUAGUUUCGCGAUCAACGCCUCCUCAGCCAAGACCAUGCAAGACAUGGAGCAGAGGGAAGGAGGACUAAACUUCUUCAAACUUCGCUACAACCGACCACAUCUGAAGUUUGUCACUGCAGGCUCCGGCGAGCUCGCCACUGCCACCUUGUGGUCUGGCAUCCCUGAGGAAGCUUUAGCUAUUUGGCAGCUGCACAAUGGGCCAAUGAUGCGAUGCUUGGGAUAUCCCGAGCUGCCGCCGAAGCGGUAGCAUCCACUUUCGGAUGCCUAGGGCCGCAAGAUUGACUAGGUAUGAAGAUCAGGAUUUCUCUUGACCCCUGCGCUCCUCUCCAGAAGAAA
Cladocopium goreaui is the source of this 1564-nucleotide messenger RNA. The record is from the annotation of a GenBank genome assembly. Lineage: Eukaryota; Dinophyceae; Suessiales; Symbiodiniaceae.